Molecule: messenger RNA, 1230 nt
Organism: Dipodomys ordii (Ord's kangaroo rat)
Lineage: Eukaryota; Metazoa; Chordata; Mammalia; Rodentia; Heteromyidae
Gene: Pex19
Product: peroxisomal biogenesis factor 19
Exons: 8
Coding region: 14-913 (299 amino acids)
Biological process (GO): protein import into peroxisome membrane
Cellular component (GO): peroxisome; peroxisomal membrane
Source: RefSeq, a predicted model, not a curated record
GGGAGGCGGCAAGAUGGCGGCUGCUGAAGAAGGCCUUGGUGUCGGGGUUGAAGCGGACCGGGAACUGGAAGAGCUUCUGGAAAGUGCUCUUGAUGAUUUCGAUAAAGCCAAACCCUCCCCAGCACCCCCUCCUACCACCACGGCCCCCGAUGCUUCAGGGCCCCAGAAGAGAUCGCCAGGAGACACUGCCAAAGAUGCCCUCUUUGCCUCCCAAGAGAAGUUUUUCCAGGAAUUAUUCGACAGUGAGCUGGCUUCCCAAGCCACUGCAGAGUUUGAGAAGGCAAUGAAGGAGUUGGCUGAGGAAGAGCCCCACCUGGUGGAACAAUUCCAGAAGCUCUCAGAGGCUGCUGGGAGAGUGGGUAGUGAUGCAACCUCCCAACAAGAAUUCACUUCUUGCCUAAAGGAGACAUUAAGUGGACUAGCCAAAAAUGCCACUGACCUUCAGAACUCAGGCAUGUCAGAAGAAGAGCUGACCAAAGCCAUGGAGGGGCUGGGCAUGGAUGAAGGGGAUGGAGAUGGGAACAUCCUCCCCAUCAUGCAGAGCAUCAUGCAAAACCUACUCUCCAGGGAUGUGCUAUAUCCAUCACUGAAGGAGAUCACAGAGAAGUAUCCAGAAUGGUUGCAAGAUCAUCAGGAAUCUCUACCUCCAGAACAGUUUGAAAAAUAUAAAGAGCAGCACAAUGUCAUGUGCAAAAUCUGUGAGCAGUUUGAGGCAGAGACACCCACAGACAGUGAGGCAACACAGAAGGCACGUUUUGAGACGGUGCUCGAUCUUAUGCAGCAGCUACAGGAUUUGGGCCAUCCUCCAAAAGAGCUGGCUGGGGAAAUGCCUCCUGGUCUCAACUUUGACCUGGAUGCCCUCAAUCUAUCGGGCCCACCAGGUGCCAGUGGUGAGCAGUGUCUGAUCAUGUGAAACACAGCACGCUUUCUUCCCUGAGUCCCAGCCAUGGGGAACAUCUGGAGUCAGCAGAACCAUGAGAACUGAGGCAGGAGUGUCAUCUGUGGGAAUGGUCUGCUCACUGCCCCAUCAUCCUAUUCAAGACUGUGCCAUAUCAGCUGAGCCUUUCCCUCUGUUUUUCUAGAAAUGGGAUCUGUACCAUAGGCCAUUUUGUGAGCCCUAUUGUGGUUUCUGCUGCUAGAAAAGGCCUAGCUAAAGAAGGUAUCCUUCUUGGGGCAUGUACCUUCUUCCCUUUCCCAAAAUAAUGUUAAAUAUGGCCACACUCAUGUUCA